AUGGAGGAGGGAGGAGGGCUGUUAAACGUCAAAGACAGCACAAAGUCUUUUGCCACGUAAUUACGAGAGCCUUUCAGCUCCAUCUUCUCUCCCAGGGGUCUCAAUCUUUCAUUUACAAUCCACUCCACUGCAUGCCAGUGAGCGCGCCGUUUGAAGUGCCAGAACACACAAGCGCGCGCGUGUGUGUGUGUGUGAGUAGAGAGCACGGCGUGGAGCAGAGGAGAGAGCCAAGAGCCAACAGCUUAGGGAAGGCGCUGGAGUGUCCUGCCUCCUCUCGCUGCUUUACACACAUGCAUCUGAAAGGCAUCAGCAUUUCUGGAUCAGCGCUCAGUCACCAACUCCGUGGAGCUCUGGGAGUUUUUUCUUAUUGAAUCAACAAUACUUUUCAGAAAGAGAUUAUAUGGCUUUGAGUGGACGCAUUCAACAUACUUCGUGGUCUUUAUAGUCCUAUUAAGUUCCACAAAGUUUUAUUUCAAUUUGAAACAUUGCUCCACUUGGAUAAGUAGCUAUCAUAGUGGGCAAAGGUAUUGGUUUGGAGGCGCUGUUCCUUAUGAGUUUGUCUUCAAAAUUACGCAAGGAGGACCUGUUUGGUUAACCUAAUACACUUGCCCAGUUUUUUUUCCUCUUGUAUCGUAUUUGCGUCAUGACUUCUAGCUAUGCACAUGUAAUGGACAGACAAGCAACCAUAUCCAGCAGACUGGAGAGUCCCAUUACAGCCAACCUGGAAAACCUGCAAGCCAAAAAGAACUUCUCGGUGAGCCACCUGUUGGAUCUAGAGGAGGCUAGAGAAAUGGUCGGUUCUCAGGCGGACGACAGUGUUGGCGAAACGGGCAGGACUAUGCUGGAAUCUCCGGGUUUAACCAGCGGCAGUGAUACAACACAACAGGAGAAUGAACAGCUGAACUCCGAAGAAAAGAAGAAGCGUAAGCAGCGGAGGAAUAGAACUACGUUCAAUAGCAGCCAGCUGCAAGCGCUGGAGCGAGUGUUUGAGCGGACACACUACCCAGAUGCCUUUGUUCGAGAAGACCUGGCACGCAGGGUCAAUCUCACCGAAGCUAGAGUUCAGGUGUGGUUCCAAAACAGACGGGCAAAGUUUCGGCGCAAUGAGCGGGCGAUGCUGGCCAGUAAGAAUGCCUCGCUUCUCAAAUCGUACUCAGGCGACGUAACGGCAGUGGAGCAGCCUAUCGUCCCCCGUCCCGCACCCCGUCCAAAUGACUACCUGUCCUGGGGGAGCGCAGCCCCGUACAGCUGGUACCCAAGGCCGGAGGGAGGGCCAAUGCGAAUGCCACAGAAAAUGCUGCCCACAGAAAGCAACUCCGUGGCAACCUACCCACCCACUUGUGCCAACACCACUUCCACCCAGGGAAUGAAUAUGGCCAACAGCAUUGCUAACCUGAGACUGAAGGCCAAAGAGUACAGCCUCAACCAGGUGCCCACUGUCAAUUAAGCCUGAAACGGGGGAUGAGAUGAGGGGACAAAGAGAAGCAAGGGAUGUUGACAAGAGAAGAACGCAGAGGAGCUGGAUUAGUUUGGCCUUCUGCAGUAUCAAGAGCAGAGUCGAUGUGACUUUUCUCCCCCUCCUAAAACAAUGGAACUGAAUUGUUGUCCCUAUCAUUUGGCUUUUUUAUUCAUCACGGAUGAAGGUAUGUUUUUGAGAAACAUAAUCUCAGUUUGUACUGAUCCGAAGAUUGUAAAGACAGCGCAAGGUCUGCUCUUUGGAGAACAAAUCAACGAGCAGGGCUCUGCUAAAUCUGUAAGAAGUGUCAGACAGAGCGUCUGGAUGCUGUAAGCUGUUCUUUCCUUGUUCUUUUUUGGCUUUAUUUUGUUCAACCGGACGGAAAGUAGAGACACUUUCAUGGCAAACAAUGGAACUGUUGUUCACCAUUCAUCACUGAAUGUUUUAAAUUACACUACAAAAAAGUUAAUGCUGAGAUUUGGCAAAAUACUGACCCAAAAUGUCUUCAUGUCUACAUACAGUAGAAUAAAGACACAUUUGUGGACUUUAGUCAGUAAACAGGAGAUGUUUAAAACAAUCCUUGCUGAUGGAAGCAUUGAGGUCGGAUUACAUCUUUUAUCGUCUUGAAUAUUACACCACUGUUUAAGGUUAAUACUAUGCCCCAUGGUGACCUAUGUAUCCACUCACAGUACAUUAACACAUUAUGUUUCAGUUUUUCCAAAGGUGAUUUUUUUUUUUUUUUAUCAAUUAUAUUUUCCUUCUUAUAUUUGAAAACCAUAUAGUAAUAAAACAUUUUCAAGCAAUAAAUCCUAUACUAUUGUGUUGAAUCCCGCAGAUAAAGAGAGACAUGCAUAUUUUUUUUUUGCUAAAUGCUCUUAUUUGAGAAACUGUUGCAGGCAACAGUAUUACUUCAACAUGACCUUACAAAAUAUAUCCGUAUGUAACAUUUCUUGCAUUAUGUUAGUCAAAACACCAACAAUACAAAAUAAAUAAUCCAAAAUGAAUUUUGUUUUAUAUUAUAGAUUUUGAUGGUAAUCAAUGUGAUUUCAAUUGUGUCUGAAACUAUGUGAGAGAAAUAUGGGUUUUUAGAUUUAUCCUACGAUAUACCUAGAUUAUUUCUGACUGUUCAAUUAAAUUUAGAGCAUCAUAUGAUACUAUGCAAUGCCGCUAAGCUAUGUUUUUCAUGUUGUGUUGAGCCGGUCAAAAUAUUCCUCAUGGUUUGCCCAUGUACAAAGAAAGAAAAUUUCCCACUAAUUAAAUCAAAUUCAAUUUAUGUACUUUUUUUUUUUUUGCAGUAAUGAAUUGAUUCAUCAAUAAUCAAUUGAUUAAUCUCAAUUUAAAUGCAAAUUCUGCAAAAAAAUUUGACAGAAUCUCAGUUGUCAUGGAGUAGUGUUAUAUUUUUCUUUAACAUCUGUACUGAACAUCUGUUACUUAAAAUGUUAAGAACAGAUUAGUUCCUAGAUCUGAUACAUAAUGCUUUUUAAGCAUGAAUUUCAAUUUUUCAUUUACUCGCAAGCGCAGUUUGUUGCAGCAUCUGUAACUCAAUAAUUUAACGUGUAUAUGACGUGAUCACUUUGGGGAAAUUGAAAGCAUUUGAGUUUAAAUCUGGUCACCAAUUAUGCCCCAUUUUUAUGUCACAGCAUGAUGGGAAGAGAAUCCCAGUUACCCCUAUAUUUCUAUGGAGGAAAGAAAACAAGGAAGAAAAAGUAUGUCAAACUUUUCUUACACUUAAAGUAAAGUAAAAAAAAUCGAAAUUGCUUUUUUUUUCUUCUAACCAAACCAAUAGCAUAAAAGGAAAAUGUGUUGAUGACUACAAGCAAAUUAGUGACUAAAUGCUUGCAGAAUCAGUCAAAACAAAAGCUUUGCAGAUUUAAUUACAUCUAAAAUAAACAAACUGACUGAGUUUGAUAUGACUUUUUCCCCCCAGCAAUCCAAGAAUAUGCUAUACAUGAUGUAUUGAGUGCUGUACUGGAGAUACAUAAAGGCUUUAUCAAUAUAUUAUCAUCAACAACUGUUCCAACAGCUAAAAUAUAAUGUAUGUAAUAUCAGUAUGUGAAAACUUAAAUGACGAUCUGCAAAGUGAUUUUAUUAAACUUACUCUCUAUCAUUUAUUUAUUGAUAACCUGCCGAUGUCAUAUAUUGAAACUUUUUAAGCUGCUAUUAAACAUAGUCAAACCCACUUUCCAAA
Molecule: messenger RNA, 3644 nt
Organism: Carassius auratus (goldfish)
Lineage: Eukaryota; Metazoa; Chordata; Actinopteri; Cypriniformes; Cyprinidae
Product: paired mesoderm homeobox protein 1-like
Exons: 5
Coding region: 644-1447 (267 amino acids)
Biological process (GO): regulation of transcription by RNA polymerase II
Cellular component (GO): nucleus
Molecular function (GO): RNA polymerase II cis-regulatory region sequence-specific DNA binding; DNA-binding transcription factor activity, RNA polymerase II-specific
Source: RefSeq, a predicted model, not a curated record